AAGCCGGCGUGGCCUGUUUGCGAUCUCGAACAAUCUCGAUCGAUGAUUAAGGUAGGCGCCUGCCCGGUCCACUUCAAGCGUCGUGACUUCGGCGCGACUACCGUCUUUCCUGGCAGCCCGUGCGCCUUUUCAGCUCCUCCAACCUCGUCAGCCUGUGCCUCUAAUUAG
Molecule: messenger RNA, 168 nt
Organism: Protopolystoma xenopodis
Lineage: Eukaryota; Metazoa; Platyhelminthes; Monogenea; Polystomatidea; Polystomatidae
Source: the annotation of a GenBank genome assembly